CAGAAGAGGAAUGGGGGAACUCCAAGCAUUUGAAGUUUACGCUGUCCAUAACCAGAUCUCGUACAUUGCGGGAGGUGCCUUCAGGAGCAUGGGUAAUCUGGAAGUGUUAGAGUUAGCUGGCAAUGAGAUAUCCUGGACUAUUGACAUGAAUGCAGCAUUUGAAGUGUUGACCAGUUUACUGCGGUUAGAUCUAAACAAUAAUCACAUCAAGUCCAUCUCUACCACCUCCUUUAGCGGCCUGGUACAGCUGCGCCAUCUACAGUUGGUUAACAACAACAUCACCUCCAUACAGGAAGAUGCAUUUGCUGAUCUCGUGAGCUUGGAACAGAUUAAAUUCAACACCAGCACACUCCUGUGCGACUGCCAGCUAAAAUGGCUGCCAAUAUGGCUGCAGCAGAAGCAGUUAGAGGCGAUGGUCAGUGCUCGAUGUGGUCAUCCAAGAACACUGCAGGGCUCCAGUAUACUGGACGUGAGCCAGGAGGACUUUACUUGUACUGACUUUCCAAAGCCAGUGAUGGUGACUGAGCCAACAGCAGUCAUUGCACUGAAAGGCAACAACAUGAGCUUGUCUUGUGCUGUACAGAGCAGCAGUGACUCUCCCAUGAAGGCAGAGUGGAGGAAGAAUAGUGUGCCAAUGCAUAAUGCAAAUGUAGAGAACUUUGCAUCGCUGAGGAACGACAACGUGAACAAGUUGACAUCCAUCCUCCACUUGACGCAUGUCCAGGAUGUGGACUCGGGCAGCUACCAGUGCAUUGUUACCAACCAGUUUGGAUCUGUCUUCUCCAAGAAGGCCAGAGUUAAUGUAUAUGUCUAUCCGGUGUUCACAAAGACCCCCCUCGAUGUGUCUGUUAAGGCGGGAAAAACAGCCAGACUGGAGUGUGCAGCACACGGAGAGCCACAACCAGAGGUGUUCUGGCAGAAAGAUGGGGGUGAGGACUUCCCUGCUGCACGUGAACGGCGCAUGAUGUUUGCUAGAGAGGACGACGUGUUCUUUAUCUUAAAAGUGAGCAGUUUGGACCAAGGGUUGUACAGUUGCAUGGCCAGGAAUGGAGCCGGAACUAUCAUCGCUAAUGCCACGCUGACAGUGUUUGAAAAUCCGUCUUUUGUCAAACCAAUGGAGGACAAGCAGACUAAGGUUGGGGAGACCACUGUCCUGGAAUGCCUGGCUGCAGGGAGUCCCAAACCCAAACUGACCUGGCUCAAGAACGAUAAACCGCUGGGGGUGACGGAACGCCAUUUCUUUACAGCCAACGACCAGUUACUGGUCAUUGUCCAGACACGGCCAGAGGAUGCCGGGAGGUAUACCUGUGAGAUGUCCAACACUCUGGGGAUGGAGAGAGGGACGUCCCAGCUGACUGUUAUCAAUUUGGAGUCCCCCUCACGUGGAAACAAUGGCGGUGGAUUGGAUGACGAGUCCACAACGACAGGGAUUAUAAUAAUAGCUGUAGUGUGCUGCGUGGUGGGAACGUCCUUGGUCUGGGUGAUCAUUAUUUAUCAGACCAGGAAGAGGAGUGACACAUACAGCAGUACACCUACAGAUGAGACAACUUUACCUGGUGACUUGACACCAUAUAAUCCAUCAGAUGAGGAACGGGAAAGCUCAAAGUCAGACCAGUUCCUGGAGUAUCAGGGACAUGUGUUACCCAUGUUCCAGUCACACCCCCGGGGAAAAACAGCCAGACUGGAGUGUGCAGCACACGGAGAGCCACAACCAGAGGUGUUCUGGCAGAAAGAUGGGGGUGAGGACUUCCCUGCUGCACGUGAACGGCGCAUGAUGUUUGCUAGAGAGGACGACGUGUUCUUUAUCUUGAAAGUGAGCAGUUUGGACCAAGGGUUGUACAGUUGCAUGGCCAGGAAUGGAGCCGGAACUAUCAUCGCUAAUGCCACGCUGACAGUGUUUGAAAAUCCGUCUUUUGUCAAACCAAUGGAGGACAAGCAGACUAAGGUUGGGGAGACCACUGUCCUGGAAUGCCUGGCUGCAGGGAGUCCCAAACCCAAACUGACCUGGCUCAAGAACGAUAAACCGCUGGGGGUGACGGAACGCCAUUUCUUUACAGCCAACGACCAGUUACUGGUCAUUGUCCAGACACGGCCAGAGGAUGCCGGGAGGUAUACGUGUGAGAUGUCCAACACUCUGGGGAUGGAGAGAGGGACGUCCCAGCUGACUGUUAUCAAUUUGGAGUCCCCCUCACGUGGAAACAAUGGCGGUGGAUUGGAUGACGAGUCCACAACGACAGGGAUUAUAAUAAUAGCUGUGGUGUGCUGCGUGGUGGGAACGUCCUUGGUCUGGGUGAUCAUUAUUUAUCAGACCAGGAAGAGGAGUGACACAUACAGCAGUACACCUACAGAUGAGACAACUUUACCUGGUGACUUGACACCAUAUAAUCCAUCAGAUGAGGAACGGGAAAGCUCAAAGUCAGACCAGUUCCUGGAGUAUCAGGGACAUGUGUUACCCAUGUUCCAGUCACACCCCCGGUACGCCAAGGCGGAGUGUGGGCGCACGGCAGCCAUCUUUCCAAGUGAUGUGGAGGAUGACGAUCUAAAACAGUCAGUGCCGCUGACUUGUGAUGAACACCAGCCGGCUGCAGAGUCAGAGCACAGUAUCAACAGUUUAUCUCUGCCAAGCAGUGCGUCAGACAGUAGCUCUCCCAGCACACGGAGCACCAGCAGCACUGGACUGAACUCUCUGCAAACUUUUAACCCUCAUCCUAAACUAGCCAAUCACAAUGGGGUCCGAGACAGGUCACCAAGCCCAGUGGCCAUGAUUCAUCAGCCACCGCAGUGGUUUAACGCCAGCUCCCUGCCUCACACCAGAUCAACAGCAGAUAGUUAUCACUGCUCCAAGUCACCCACAGACAAUCCAGAGCCCCCUGCCCCCCACACUGCCUCCUUGCCACAGUACUCAUGUGUCCCUGGACAUAAUUCUCACACCACAUCUCACACAUUGCCAAUACCAUAUGAAGAUCUGUAUCCAGACUCUGAGGUUCAUCCCAAUCAUCACUCAUCCAGUGCCAGUUCUCCAAAGUCACCAAGUCACCAUACCAGUAGUAAUAGUAGUAGUCAUCCUCAGCUCAGCCAUCUCAGCUCACAUCAUAAUAUAGACUCUGGGGACAUCCCCAGUGAAAACAAUCACAAUCACAGACACUUUGAUAGUGCUGAACGCCGCCAUCGCGGAAGACAAGCGCCUCCUAUAGGGGGCAGGUCACAACACAGACAACAUGGCGGAAGGACUUUAAGUUCUCCAUCUCAACAACACCAUAGACACUUGUAUGUGAAUCCAAUGGAUGAAACGUUAGAAACAGCAGGGAGCAUUCCAGAGGUUGGUUUGAAAUCACCUUCUUCAAAACAAAAGGUGGCGCUGCCUCACAGGACAGGAGAUGACAGAGUUUAGCAAACAGAGUUGUGUAUGUUAAGUUCUGGAGAGGAAUGCACAGUGGAAAGAUGACUGGAUUUAUUCUUUUGAGAAAUAAGUUCACAAUGUGAUCACAGCUAUGGCAGCCAUGCUGCUUAACUGUUCACUUAACAUUAUGCAAAUCAAGAAACCCAUUUCUUUGCCAAAUCUCACAAUUGUAUAGUUAUUAUUAUAUCUUACUACUUAUUAAAGUGAAUUGGUUGUUUUUCUCUUUUUUUUAUACCCAUACAAAGUAAGGGUAAGUGGUAUUACUGUAGUGCAUUUCUGUUUCAUGUGUUCUUUCUUCACACUUUGUGUGUGUAAGUGUAUAGUGAUGAAUUAACUUGACAAGGUUAUGUAAAUAUUGUACAGGUAUUCCUUGUAUAUUAUGUACAGUGUAUGAAUCAUGCAAUAUAAUUUUUUGUUGGUGGGAGCUAAAUUUGAUCUUCUAAAAGAUACUAUAUAAGGAUGUAUGGUGGAUGUGGCAUUUCUAUGAAGUAGGUCAAAAAUUACCUUAGUUGUAUUGUUUCAUAUCAUGAUAUGUUGCAUCACAAAAUCCUAAGACACCAAUAUUUUGAUUUGGCUUUGGGGGAUAAAAGUUGGCAUUGUUUAGCCAAUUGUAUAGCAUAAUACUUUAUCUGGUACAACUUGUUGAAUACUUGUUAUUUAUGUUAUGACCAAGGUUACAAGAUCUAGACAUUUCUUUAAUUUCCCUAUUAAUCACUACAAUCUAUGACAUGUAAUAGAUUUGUCUACCAUCUAAUGUGUGCGUGCGUGUUUGUGUGUGUGCGUGUGUUUGUAUGGCACAUGAUUGCUCAUAUUAAACCAGUCAAACCAAAGUAUUGCUCAAAGAUUCAAGAAUCCAUAACUUCCUAAAGUUGAUGCAGUUUUUCUUGUUUCGUAGAAAGCAAAUUUAUAGCUGGGAUGUCUCGAACUGAAAAUAGUUAUAUGGGAAACACUAAUCCUCAGAGAAUCUAAUCUCAUGGCGUGAGAAGUGUUUUACUUCUUAUCUCUUAAUAUACCACAUCCUGCAAAGUGGAGAAGUAAAUUGGGAAGUAAUUUUUUUUUAGAAACAGACCUAGUCAUAUUUGACAUAAACUGCACUGACAUUUGAUUGAGUUUUUGAGCCAUCUCUUGUUCCCAAUAUUUGUAUCCUAAUUAAGAAACAGUUCACAAACCAAGAUCAGAGCUACCUCAGCCAUUGUAGAACAAAUAAAAAAGUGAAUUUGAGAAAUA
This is a messenger RNA of Lingula anatina, 4627 nucleotides long. RefSeq lists its product as uncharacterized. Gene Ontology annotation, molecular function: protein binding. Lineage: Eukaryota; Metazoa; Brachiopoda; Lingulata; Lingulida; Lingulidae. The record is from RefSeq and is a predicted model, not a curated record.